Naegleria lovaniensis is the source of this 672-nucleotide messenger RNA. RefSeq lists its product as uncharacterized. The record is from RefSeq and is a predicted model, not a curated record. The coding region runs from base 1 to 672 and encodes 223 amino acids. Lineage: Eukaryota; Heterolobosea; Eutetramitea; Acrasida; Naegleriidae. Gene Ontology annotation, molecular function: oxidoreductase activity, acting on the CH-OH group of donors, NAD or NADP as acceptor. The transcript has a single exon.
AUGCUUCCACAAGAUCAAACCGACAAUAUCAUCACUCACAAGAAGCUAGAAGGACGAGUCAGCAUCGUUACAGGUUCUGGCAGUGGAAUGGGAAAAGCUAUCGCUCUCCUUUUUGCACAACAUGGAUCUAAAGUGGUAGUCACAGAUGUGAGUGAGCAACGAAUUAAGGAAACGCUUGAUGAGAUUCAACAAUUGGGAGGUGUUGCCAUUGGAGUGUGUGGAGAUGUUUCCAAACAAGAAGAUGUCGAUCGUCUGUUCCAAGAAACUCUCUCACAAUUUGGAACGUUAGAUAUUCUCGUAAACAAUGCAGGAAUCAUGGAUAACUUCAUUCCAUGUGGAGAUAUCACUGAUGAAGUCUGGGAAAAGGUAAUGGCAGUCAAUACUACCGGUCCCAUGAGAACAAUGAGGAAAGCCAUUCCCAUCAUGUCCCAAAAGAAGAAUGGAGCGAUCAUCAACAUUGCAUCGUUGGGAGGCCUUCAUGGUGGCCGAGCAGGUAUUGGUUAUACCGCAAGCAAGCACGCACUGAUAGGAAUGACCAAGAAUGUUGGUUUUCAUUAUGGUGAUCAAGGUAUUCGUUGCAACGCCAUUGCUCCUGGAAGUGUUCAGACCAAUAUUGAAGUUAAAAAUCCUCACCAUUGGGUGCAGGAAAGAUGUUUUUGGGAUCUCAAUUAA